Messenger RNA from Zea mays, 1704 nucleotides. Lineage: Eukaryota; Viridiplantae; Streptophyta; Magnoliopsida; Poales; Poaceae. The record is from RefSeq and is a predicted model, not a curated record.
GAAGAUAAGCCUCUUCGGCUCUUCGCCUCAUCGGGCGCCAAACCUUUCCGAUUUACAAACCGCGCUUUGCGCAACGAGAAGACGAAGCCACGAAAGUAAAGGGAGAAGCCGCCGCCGCCGUCGUCGUAGAGCAAGCCAUGAAGUUCAAGGCCUUCUUUACCGACGAUGGCAUCUCCCUCCUCGACAAGCGAUUCCUACCGGCCAUGGACAAGGUGGGGCGCGUCUGCCACGUUUUCUUCACGCCCACGCACGCCAUGCUCCUCCACAACCUGCUCGGCGCCACGGCCGCUGGGCCCGACGGCGGCGGCCCGCAGUGCGUCGCUCAGUUCGCCAAGGACCUCCUCUUCCGUGAGUACAACCUGUCCUCGCGAAACGGGAACCAAAUCGCCUUCUCCGUCGAAGUCGCGCUGCUUCACCGCGCGCUCCGCAGCGUGCUCGCCGUCCACGCGCAGCCGCCGGCCGCCGGGGACGCCGCUGGUGCCCCCGCUAUACAGGUGAGGCUCGUCAACAAGCUGCCCGCAGGGUCACGAACCGCCACGCCAUUCCUCACUUUCGAAACCAAGGGCGCCCACGCGGCCGUCGUGCAGGAUGUGCCCAUCUCGCGCCCUCUCUCACGCUCCGACGUCGAGCGGUUGCACGCCGCCCUUGACGCUGCCAAGGAUCUCCCUAAGACUCUAGUCCAGGUUCCUGAUCUGCCACAACUGCAAAGCUUAGUGGAUCGUUUGAAAAAUGUUGGUGAUCUGCUAACUGUGGCUGUCACCCAAUAUGGUGAUCUCCAUCUACAAGUUUCAACUUCUCUUGUUACGGUUGGCUCUGAAUUUAGGAAGCUUAGGGUUAUUGGGGAUCGUGCAAAUGCACCUGUUGGUGAUCAAAAUUUGACUUCUUCGACUCGUAUGGAUAUGGCGGUUGAGAGAAGGGAAGCACUUUCAGUGCAAGUGAAUAUGAAGCACCUUGUUAAGAGUCUACACUGUCAUUUGGCCAAGCCAGACUGUACCUUCUAUGGCAUUGCUCCUGAUGGUGCUUGUUUAACAGUCGUGUUCCAGUAUUUCAUCCCAGGAACUAGACUGGCAGACAAGUCCAUUAGCUUCUACUGCAGGCUUCCAGUCCUCGACCCUGGAUCCAGUUAAAUAAUUAACCAGGCAUAACUAGAUUUAUGUAUCAGCAAAGAAUAUUAGGUAGCAAGACUAUUAGAUUAGCUGCUGCAUAUUUUCCUUCUCGUCUAGUGUCUACCUUAGGUGCGAAAGGGCCUCUAGCUGAGUUGGUUAGUUGGUCUGAGUAGCACUCCUCAGGUCCUGGGUUUGACUCCCCGUGGGAGCGAAUUUCAGGCUGUGGUUAAAAAAAUCCCCUCGUCUGUCCCAUGCCAAAGCACAGGUCUAAGGCUCAGCCCCGGUCGUGGUCGUUCUCACAUGGGCUUCGAUGCCGCUGUGUAUGGGUGGGGCAGGGGUUCGGGGGUUUUCUUGACCUGUGUGAGAAGGUCUUCUUCUUAAUACAAUACCCGGGGGCUGUCUUACCCUUCGCAGGUCAAGUUUUUUUUUAGUGUCUACCUUAGGGACAUGGGCUACAGGCUUCACAGUUAGUGUGGUAUGCUGCUUUAUGUGAAAGGCUGAUAUGACAUGUUGUACAAGCAGACAUGGAUCAACUUCGUUAUUGCAGUGAAUCCUUACUGGCAGCACUACAAAAGCAUAUUAGGUGCUGUUUGGUUUA